UAUUUAUUGUAGAAUCUGAAGAUAUUUUCAUGUUUUCAUGUGCAUUGUUGUUUUAACUUUGUGUCAACAAUAUUGACAAGUAUGAAUCCUUUUUGUGAGAUCUGGCUUGGCUGUCAUCUCUUUCUGGUUAGACAAGCAAUCCCGAUGAUCUAUUAAGGAUGCGAUCUUUUUAAUCUUUUUUUAUUUUUCUUAAACCUUAAAUCUUGGGAGAUAAGUGUAUGACUUUUGAAUGCCUAUGGUUGGUUUUUGGUGAAAUAAUGUUUCCUUACUAUUGGAUCUCUUGGAUAUGUGUUUUGUAUUAGUUUAUUGAUCUCUAUAGCAGGUGAUCUUGAAAGCCAAGCUGCUCGUUUCUUCAUUUUACCAUAAAUUUCUUUUUUUGUCGGUUGUUAUGAUUAAGGAAACUUAGUUCGUUGAGGUUUCAAAACGUGUGCUAAUUAAUCGCUUUUCUUGAUGUGAUACAAUGACCCUGUAAUGGGAAAAGAAAGCUCUGUAUGCUGUUUACACAGUUUAGAUUUCUUUUCGAUGCUGUGAAGUUGUUUUCGCCUGGUAAUAGUUGUGCGAUAAUGACAGAUUUUGUUAAUUACAUAUUCGGGAUUGAUAAAGUCUCCCACCGGUGUUUCACACAUAAAAGAAAACCCAAAAACAACAAAAUUGAACACGUCGAUUUGGAGGGGGCUAAUACGAGAGAAAGAUAUUUCUGGUGCAUUUUGCUGGAACCAUUCUUUUAUUUCUUGAAAAUCCUAGUGCUAAUAAUGUUCUGCCACCCAUCAAAUGUUGUGUAGCUUUGGAGAUGACAAGUUCUCAGGAAGUGCUUGCUUGAUGAACAGCUUUCCUAGUAGCAGCGACAAGAAAACAUUGAAGAGGUGGUUUUUCAUUGAUAAAAGGGUUGGGUAAAAGGCAUUUUUUAUAACGUGCACAAAUUAUUGUUUGGUCAAGUGUUUGUUGGUAACAUAAUUCAUUCUUCACAAGUACUACCAAGUAAUUUGGCUACCAUGGAUAUCGAGUCAAACCAUUCUUCUCCUGUUCUCACUGAUCCUGCUCCAAUAAACAAGUCAAGGCUCGGCAUCCAUUCUAAUUUGUUGUCUUACGCACCAUCGGGAGGAUCACUAUCCUCUAGCAAGUAUAGAAACAUUCCUAGAAAAAAGCCUGGGAAACUUGAUGAAGUCUGCUCGAACGCAUGUCUGGAUGCCAUGAAAUCCUCAUCACCCCCUCGCAAGAAGCUCAUUAAGGAUGGUGCUGACACAGCUUACGGCACCUGGAUGCUCAAGCAUCCAUCAGCACUCAACUCAUUUGAGGAAAUUGCAAAUUUUGCCAAAAACAAAAAGAUAGCAAUGUUUCUAGACUACGAUGGUACUCUCUCUCCAAUAGUAGAUGACCCGGAUAAUGCCCUUAUGUCUGAUGAUAUGCGUUUUGCAGUAAGAAACUUCGCAAAAUAUUUCCCAACGGCGAUUAUUAGUGGAAGAAGUCGUGACAAGGUUUAUCAGCUUGUAGGACUAACAGAAUUGUAUUAUGCUGGUAGUCAUGGGAUGGACAUCUUGGGCCCUGUACGAAAAGCGGUGUCCAAUGACCAUCCAAACUGUAAUGAAUCAACUACUGACCAACAGGGCAAGGAGGUGAAUCUGUUUCAGCCUGCUAGAGAAUUUAUACCUAUGAUCGAUGAGGUAUUUAGAACCCUUGUCGAGGAUACUAAGGGGAUCAAAGGUGCAAAAGUUGAGAAUCAUAAAUUUUGCGUCUCUGUACAUUUCCGUAAUGUAGAUGAGAAGAACUGGCAAUCUAUUGCACAAUGUGUUCAGGAUAUUUUAGAUAAGUAUCCUCGUUUGCGAAAAACUCAUGGACGGAAGGUUUUAGAGGUCCGUCCAAUGAUUGACUGGAAUAAAGGAAAAGCAGUUGAAUUUUUGCUUGAAUCUCUAGGUCUAAGUAAUAGAGAUGAUGUACUCCCAAUUUAUAUUGGUGAUGAUCUGACAGAUGAAGAUGCAUUCAAGGUGCUCCGGGAGGGGAAUCGAGGUUGUGGAAUUUUGGUGUCAUCUAGACCCAAAGAAACAAAUGCAGUUUACUCUCUCAGAGAUCCAUCGGAGGUGAUGAAAUUUCUCAAUUCCCUGGUGACGUGGAAGAAGGUGGAUGCAUCCUGAAUAAUAGGAGGACCAUCUGAUGACAUGCAGAGAUAAUUUAGAAAUAUGAUUUUGAAUAUUUUAUAGAUAUUUUGCAUAAUAAAGAGGCUGCUGGUGCUAGUGUUGAUUAUUUUGCAUUUUGGACCAGUAAUUUAGAGCUGUGGUUUUAAAUUACUGUCAAUUUACCCCCCUUACCUCGUUUCAACUUGUAAAGCCAUUUUUGCUUUUAAGUUUAAGCUUAAAGGUCUAUUUAUCCAGUUGAUUCUUUAUUUAAAA
Populus nigra (black poplar) is the source of this 2384-nucleotide messenger RNA. Its product is annotated as probable trehalose-phosphate phosphatase F. Gene Ontology annotation, biological process: trehalose biosynthetic process. The record is from RefSeq and is a predicted model, not a curated record. The transcript has 13 exons. Lineage: Eukaryota; Viridiplantae; Streptophyta; Magnoliopsida; Malpighiales; Salicaceae. Gene Ontology annotation, molecular function: trehalose-phosphatase activity. The coding region runs from base 993 to 2129 and encodes 378 amino acids.